CAAUCGACUGACACUUGCACUACUUCCGGCGAAAAUGAAACGGAUGUGACUAUUUUCGAGUGAAGCUUUUAUAAGUUUGGGUCUUUAAAGGAGAAAUGUCCAGCGGGAUUAUCUCCAAUGGAACUACAUAUGAUAUGAAUCCAUGGUUAGGAAUGCAGGGUAACCGUUGGACUGAUGAUUUAGUGAAGUGUGAGCAGACCAGUUUAGGAACAGCCACCAAUGCAUUCUAUCCAGGAGAUCGUCACCCCAUAGAACAACAUGAAUUUGAAGACAGAAGUUUCUACUUCUGCUCAGACGAUGGCUGUUCAUUAUAUGGAGUUUUUGAUGGUCAUGAUGGAAGUAAGUUGUCAAAUUUUGUGGCUCAACGAAUUCCUGCUGAUUUGCUUCUGGGACAGUUGUCAGGCCCUAAAACAGAUGAAGAAAUUAAAUCUAUAUUACAACAGGCCUUUGUUGCUGUUGAAAGAGGAUAUUUUGAAACUGUCAACGACCCUCUUUCCGAAAAAGCUGCUUUACAGUUACAAAUAAGGGAGAACAUGCAUUAUAAACCAUCUCAAGACAUUCAAAAGAAACUCCAAGAAGUUGAAGCCAAAAUUUCUGGUGGUACUACUGCUACUGUUGCACUUAUUCACCAUAACAAGCUAUUUGUUAUUAAUGUUGGAAAUACCCGCGCCUUAUUUUGUAAGUCAGAAAAUGGAACACUUCACGUCAACCAGUUAUCUGUUGACCACACUGUCUCCAAUGAUGAAGAGCUUAGACGUCUUCUGCAUUUGGGUUUAGAUGUUGAAAAAUUGAAAAUUGUUCGCAAAUUAGGGAAGUCUGAAAACACUCGUUGUAUUGGUGAUUAUAGCGUAAAAGCUGGCUACAAAGAUAUUGAGAAUCUCAGAUCUGCAACAUCUGAACCUGUAAUUGCAGAACCUUACCUGUGUGAUAGUUUUACAAUUGAUAGCUCACCUGCUUUCCUAUUAAUUAUGUCACAUGGCCUAUACAAAGCCGUAGAGGACAUCCCUACAAUUACUGAGCCACCCAACUGCUAUAUUGCUUCACUAGUAGCACAAGAAUUUUCACAUCAAACCUCAUUGAAGUGUGUUGCUCAAGCAGUAGUAAAUCGAGUUGUAAGUUAUCACCAAGAUGCUCACAACAAACCAGAGUGGCACCUCCAUGUACAUUCGCGGGAAGAUAUUUCACUCCUUGUUCGCAGCUUCAGCUAUCCCCUUGGAGGCAGCAAUAGCAGCCCAACAGGACCUCGUAUAUCAAUUCAACAUCACUUCUAUCCACAUCAUGCAACCAGUCCUGUCAUUCAACGUGUGUACUCUCAGAUAUCAAGUGGUAGCUCUAUUUCAGACUCUACAUCACCACUCCCUGUUCAGUUGGUCGGUCCAAGCCCGACUCAGCUAUCACACAUUAUGCCCUUUGGGGUGAAUAACUUAAUAAGCAGUGUUGGCCCCACUAGUAGCACCUCUUCCAUUAUUGCGAUCCAUCACGUGCCUCAUAUGUCUCCCAUUAAUACAAACGAAAGUGAUAGUAGUCGGUCGUCGACACAAACCACCAUGAAUAGCCCUUCCUCAACACAACAAACAAUAAAUUCUCAGACAAGUACUGCAACUGGUACUAAUACAAAUUCAACGCAGAGCAGUGGUGACUCAAUCCACAUCCAUACUCAUUCCACUCCAAGACUGCAUUUGGACAAUGAUGGCAAGGUAGAAUCUUAUGUGGACUUUACAGAGUUCAACCAAAAACUUUUAACAAUGUCUGACAAAGAUAAACAGGAGCUUUACUUGUCUUCUUAACUAUGAUUGAAAUCUUACUGUGAUCUUAAAGUUAAAAGAAUCAGAACUAACCCGUUCUCUUUUUUUUCACUUCUAAUUCUAUUUUUUCUCUAGUUUUGCACAUAAGCUCAGUAUUUAAUAGCAAAUGGAAUUAUGUAAUUGUGAAUACACAUCAAUUGCUGGUCGAUUAACUUGCUAUUGGUAUUUUACUACAUUUCUCCUAACUUUCAGUGCACUUCUCCAGUGGGCAGGGUGUAGAAAUAAAAACUAGUGUCUUUAAUUACAGAAAUCAAGCUAAGCCAGAAAGGUAAAAUAAAAUUAUUCUUUCUCUUUCCUUCUUUAAACUUGCUUUGUUUUCAAACCUCCACUUUGUACAGUCCAAAUUGCUGAAUCAGGGUUAUUUUUGUUGAUGUAAUUAUUAGUCAAUAAGAAAUGAACUGGAGUAACAGAAAAUUAAUUGAAAACAAAAAAGAUUUAAAAAAAAACAAAAGAAAUAUGUUGCAUCCAUCAACGAAAAAAA
Messenger RNA from Octopus sinensis (East Asian common octopus), 2286 nucleotides. RefSeq names its product TGF-beta-activated kinase 1 and MAP3K7-binding protein 1. Gene Ontology annotation, biological process: protein dephosphorylation. Gene Ontology annotation, molecular function: protein serine/threonine phosphatase activity. Lineage: Eukaryota; Metazoa; Mollusca; Cephalopoda; Octopoda; Octopodidae. The transcript has 7 exons. The coding region runs from base 96 to 1787 and encodes 563 amino acids. The record is from RefSeq and is a predicted model, not a curated record.